UUCUUCACCCCAGGCACAAGCUUGCUGCAUCAGCUGCUUUGCCUUAGGUGUCAGGGCAGCACAGGCGGCUUCCCACCAGCAGAUGGCGACAGUUCAGGAUCUUCAUCGGAGCCCCCGCAGAGGUCCGCAUUCCGGCUGAUCGUCGAUUGGUUCAAUACUCCGAAGGCGGACCUGGAAGAUGAGGAUACCGAUUGGUCCGUGUCGCUGCCAAUCGAAGCGAGAGCUUGACUUAUCAUUAAUCUGCAAGAUGAGUUCAGUGCAAUGGGAUUUUCCUUUGGAGCUUUGUUGCCGGCCAAUGGCCUUUGUAGCUCUCACGGGCCUUGAUGUGACUUAUAAUGCCGUACAUCGAGCUAUUUGGGAUGCUUUUUGUGCCAACAGACGGGCUGACAGAGUCCCCAUAUCAUUUAAAGUACUUCCUGGGGAUCAUGAAUACCCAAAAUGCAGACAGAAGAGGACUUCUUAUGAAUGGUAUAUUCCGAAAGGAAUCCUUAAAACUGGCUGGAUGAACAAACAUUUAAACCUUGUUCCUGCUCUCGUGGUGGUCUUUUAUGAACUGGACUGGGAUGACGCUCAGUGGAAAGAGAAGCAAUCUGAAUGUGCCACCAGAGUAGAAAUUGUCAGGCAAAGUUUACAUGGAAGAAACACAAAGGUUGCUGUUGUGCUGAUACAGAAGAAAACUCCCUUACCGCCAGGUGAGGACUUGAUUGCUUCAGAGAGAGCAGCAGCAUUGUGCAAUGCUUGUGACUUGUCAGGAAAGUCACUGUUUGUGUUACCACACACUGAUCAUCUUGUCGGAUAUAUUAUCAGGUUGGAGAAUGCUUUUUAUGAACAUGCACAGACAUACUAUUAUACAGAAAUUCGGAGGGUCAAAUCACAUAAAGAAUUCUUGAACAAAACAACUCAUCAGCUAUUAUUUGUGAGACAUCAGUUCAAAACAGCUUUCUUCAGUGAAUUGAAACAGGAUACACAAAAUGCAUUAAAAAACUAUAGAACAGCUUAUAAUCUUGUACAUGAACUGAGAGCCCAUGAGACUAACAUGCUUGAAAUCAAGACAAUGGCUGGAUUCACCAACUAUAAGAUUUGUCGCUUAUGUUUCCAACAUAAUGCUCCAUUAGAUGCCAUUGCGCAGUUCCGUAAACAUGUGGAUUUGUGCAAAAAGAAGAUAGGAAGUGCAGAACUGGCAUUUGAACAUGCAGCCUGGAUGUCUAAACAAUUUCAAGCAUUUGGGGAUUUGUUUGACGAAGCCAUUAAACUUGGCCUCACAGCAAUUCAGACCCAGAACCCUGGCUUCUAUUACCAACAGGCAGCAUACUAUGCACAAGAACGUAAACAGCUGGCAAAUCAACUCUGCAAUCAUGAUUCCUCUACUGCCUAUCCCAGUCCUGACCCAUUGGAAACUCCUGCUGGAGUGUUGGAUUUUUUUGGGCAAAGACCUUGGAGACAAAAUCAUCAAAGUAUUGAGCCACCAGAUGCUGAGAAAGAAAAGGUUGGUAUUCUCGCCCUUCAGCUCAAAGAAAGAGAUGUUGACCACUCUGAACUAAUAAUUACCCUCCUGAGUAAUGCGGUGGCUCAGUUCAAGAAAUACAAGUGUCCUCGAAUGAAGAGUCAUUUGAUGGUUCAGAUGGGUGAGGAAUAUUAUUAUGCUAAGGACUACAGCAAAGCAUUGAAGUUACUGGAUUAUGUGAUGUGUGAUUACCGCAGUGAGCGCUGGUGGAAGCUGCUUACCUUUAUUCUGACCACUGCACUCAAGUGUGCUUACCUGAUGGGUCAAAUUAAAGAUUAUAUCACCUACUCCCUGGAGCUACUUGGGAGGUCUUCUACACUGAAUGAUGAACAAAAAUCUCGCAUUGAAAAGAACUUGAUAAAAGUAUUGAUGAAUGAGAGCCCUGCUCCAGAACCUGAUUGUGACUCCAAGGCCAUUAAAACUGCUCAAAAGGUGUGGGCAGAUCGUAUUUCUUUAGCUGGAAGUAAUGUGUUUACAAUUGAGAUGCAAGAUUAUGUGCCGUUUGUUGAAUGUAAAGCUCGCUUCCUGGCUCCAAGUUUCCAUGUUGAUGACCCUGUGCAAAUCCAUGUAUACCUUCGAGCUCAUUGCCCUCAUCCGUUCAGAUUUUCAAAGCUCUGUGUCUGUUUUAACAACCAGGAGUAUAACCAACAUUGUGUAAUAGAAGACACCUAUCAAACAUCUGACAUCUUAGAAGCUUCAUCUCAGGGUACUAUGUGCUUAGUCCCUGGUAAAACUAGGCAGUAUGUGUUCAAAUUUGUUGCGAGGACUGAAGAUGUUGGAAAGAAAGUGGAGAUUACUUCUGUAGACCUGGUUCUCGGCAGUGAUAUUGGCAGAUGUGUGAUACUUAACUGGAGAGGUGGAGGAGGAGAUGCUGCAUCAUGUCAGGAGGCCCUGCAGGCCACUCGAUCCUUUAAACGGAGACCAAAGUUGCCAGGCAGUGAAGUAUGUUGGGACAGCAUUACAAUACAGGCAAGCACCAUGGUGAUUUCUCGAAUUCCAAGAAUAUCAGUUCAGCUGCGACAUGAGCCACCUGCCUUGACUAAUGAAAUGUAUUGCUUAGCAGUCACUGUACAGUCACAGGAAGCGACCACUGCAAAAGAAAUCAAGCUCACAGCAGGUUUAAAACCAGGCCAAGAUGCCAACCUCACGCAAACAACCCACGUCACCCUUGAUGGUACUGAGAUGUGCGAUGAUUCUCAUCCUGCAUUGCUUCCUGAUAUUCCCAUUGGAGACUUGCACCCAGGCGAAAUGGUGGAAAAAGCACUGCACAUCCGAUGUGGACAAGUUGGUUCAAGAAUAUUUUUGGUUCACGUUUCUUAUGUUGUUACUACCAUUGUUGAGGGCAAAGAAAUUGUUUGCAAAUGCCAUAAGGAUGAGACCAUCACUAUUGAAACAGUUGUGCCAUUUGAUGUUACUGCGAAGUUUGUUUCCACAAAGUUUGAACACAUGGACUGGGUGUUUGCGGAUAUUCCAUUUCUUUUAAUGAUGGACAUCCUGAGUGCUUCUCCAUGGUCACUCACUAUAGUAACCAGCAAACUGGAACUUGCACCUUCCAUGACUGCUGUUGAUCAGAUGGAGUCGCAGCUGGCUCAAGUGGUUUUACAGACAGGAGAGUGUGCCAGUGAGUGCUUCUGCUUGCAGUGUCCACCAGCACCUACAAACCACAGUGGAGUUGCCUCGGGUCGUUAUAUAAUCUCCUGGAAAAGGACGUCUGCUGCUAAAAGCAUACCUGUUGUCAACACAGUGAUAACGUUACCCCAUGUGAUUGUGGACACAAUUCCGGUCUUUGUUCAUGCAGAGCUCCCAUCGUUUGGUAGAGUUCGCGAAUCACUACCAGUCAAAUAUUGGUUGCAAAACAGAACCAAAUUAGUGCAGGAUGUGGAGAUUUUUGUGGAGCCCAAUGAUGCAUUUAUGUUUUCUGGUCUUAAGCAGGUUCGAUUACGAAUUCUGCCUGACACUGAACAAGAGUUAUUGUACAACUUCUAUCCACUCAUGGCUGGUUACCAGCGACUGCCAGGUCUUAGCAUAAGCUUAUCACGGUUUCCUGCUAUCUCCAAUGAUCUAUUGCGCAGAUUUCUUCCCACACACAUUUUUGUAAAGCCACAGGGUCGGCAAGCAAAUGAAGUAAUUGUUGUAGCUGCUUGACGGAGAAGCGCUCGUGUGAAAUAAAAAUCAAGUGGUCAAAACUCGGAAACAAAUGGACACUUAUUCACGGAUGUAUAAAAUGACCUGGCUAUUUGGACUGAAGCUGCAGCAUUUACAACAGUCAAAUAUUUUACAAACUGCUUGGACAUAUGUUUGCUUGCAAGUCUCCAGGGAGGCAUAAAAGCUUAACAUUUCUAGUUGUUGAAAUUAGUGUUUUGUAAACAAGAAUAGAUUGAUAAUGCACUAAGAAUUAUUUGCAAACGUUGUUACAUGAUUUCAUUAUGAACUUUGAUUUGUUAAAGUCCAAAGUGAUAUGAUCUUUGUGUUUGGAAUAUUUGCUACUGUAAAUUUUCAACUGUAAUAUGCAGCUUUUAUGGUGUUUGAGAAGUACUGCUGGAAAAUAUUUCAGUAAAUCAUCUACAAGUGCAA
Messenger RNA from Chiloscyllium plagiosum (whitespotted bambooshark), 4078 nucleotides. It is a transcript of the gene trappc11, whose product is annotated as trafficking protein particle complex subunit 11. The record is from RefSeq and is a predicted model, not a curated record. NCBI's taxonomy places the organism in Eukaryota, Metazoa, Chordata, Chondrichthyes, Orectolobiformes, Hemiscylliidae.